Messenger RNA from Mesocestoides corti, 828 nucleotides. The record is from the annotation of a GenBank genome assembly. Lineage: Eukaryota; Metazoa; Platyhelminthes; Cestoda; Cyclophyllidea; Mesocestoididae.
AUGGAAGAAAAUGCAGUCCCAGAAGCGCUUGACGACUUGCCCAAUAGAGAGUCAUCUAAUGAUCCUUCACAGCAAUUUCCAUUAGUCGAAGACUUAAUACAUGCCGAAGGCGUUAAUGAGCUCCCUGCUGAUCAAUCCUUAUCUAUGGAACUCUCUCAUUUAUCUAAACGUAAACGACACCGACGAGGUAGGAGGAAAGUUAAUAUGGAAAUAAAAAAUGAGGACGUUGAAGAGUACGUGGAGCCAUUCGAGGCUGUCCAUCGGCCUUUUCACCGUGUCGUUUUUGAUGACGAUGGAAACGCCUGUGAAGUGGUUUUACGAUCAGACAACGCGUGUAAGGUUAAUCGAAGGCACCAGAAGCGACUGGCCACGAGCAGCUACAAAUGGAACAUUGUUCAGUCGGAUACUGGGGCUAGCGUGUUGGCAAAAAAAAGAAAAAUUUCCGAUUCCUUAAGUCACACAACUAGCCAACCUGAAGUUAGGAAUCUUGAUGUGCGAAUACACAGUCUUCCUAAUGAUUACGAGACGGUAUUCAAGUACUGGUACACGACCCUUGCGUGGAUGGACAAAGAAGCUAUCAACCUUAUGCUAACCCCACCAGUUGAUGUUAAUGAAACCAAUGGCUGCGAGGAGAGUUACGAUGCUACGUCCGACGUGGAAUUAAACUCGAGGCAGGUCAUGAAUAAUGACGUGAAAGAUUCACCUACUGGCGAAUGCGAGAGUCCCAACGAGGAAAAGGAAGCGCAAAUUGACAACCAGAAGGAGGAUACUGUUGGCAUUGGAAUACAAGACAACGGUGCAACAGGUUUUACGAAAGAACAAACUUAG